UUUGAUAAGUUUUUAACUUUUGAUCCACAGAAAUCGGUGCGUUAUCGUAGGAUCUGCAUAUCGUAGGAUCAUAGUACCAAAAUAACAAAUAAAAAGUAUACAAGCAAACAAAAAUAUAUCACCCGGUGCGGAGCACGGGUUACUAUCUAGUUUCUACAGAAUAGUAAAGACAAUUUACGGAAUCCUGAUACCUAUAGAACCCCUGAGAAAAAGAAAAACUACAACUGCCCUUUACGAGCUCUGCGAGAAGCUAGAGAGUUUUACCGCCAAAAACUUGGAAAGACUUUCCGGAAUCUGCAUCCACAAUGACACGGUGUACUCGCCCCACAACGGGAUUGCUGACUCACCCAUCGUUCUUCUUCUUCUUCCUCUUCCUUUUCUUCGCUAUUUAUCUCAUGAAGAAUAUUUCCCUAAGUCCCCUUCACCUUCUUCUUUCCAUAUUUCAUCUCUCUAUAAAUAUCUAUGCUAGGGUUCCAAUUGGUGCAAACUUUCUCUAUAAAUAUCUAUGCUUGGGUUCCAAUUGAUGCCAACAAAAUUUUAAGCAGGCACCGGCGAUAGUAAUUCUACAUCCUUCAUAAAAGAAAAUCAAAGGUAGUUCUUUCACUGUUCUUAAUUUCUCUAUUCUGUUCUGUUUCAAUCGAACUUUAAGUUUUAUUACUUUUCUAGGGUUUUUUACUUUUAUACUUUACUGUUUGAUUAGAUAUCAGUGAUCUUCAAUGGAGAAUCUGAAAGGAGGGAGUAAUUUCAUGUCUGAAGAAUAUGAUUACGAGGAGGAUAAUACUGACGCUGGUUUGGGUUCAGAUGAUGAUAUUAAUUUGUCAGAAAUUGGGGAAGAAUUGUGUCAAGUAGGAAACCUGUGUUGUAGUAUUCCUAUUGAGUUAUAUGAGCUUGAAGAUUUAACUCAAAUUCUUUCGCUUGAAACAUGGAACAAUUGUUUAACGGAGGAGGAGCGUUUUGGUCUUGCUGAAUACCUUCCUGCUGUAGACCAGGACGCAUUUACGUGUAUUAUGGAGGAGCUGUUUAAUGGUAACAAUUUCAAUUUUGGAAGCCCUUUGAUGAAGUUUUUCAAUAUGUUGAAGGGAGGAUUAUGUGAACCGAGUGUUGCACUUUAUAACCAGAAUUUGAAUAUCUUGAUGAAAAACAAACAUUACCACACACUUAAGAAUUAUCAGAACUCUAUGGUGUCUAGGCUUACGCACGCGAAGAAUGCAUGGAAGAAGAACUGCAACGGGUGUGGCGUUGAUGAGAGGUUUCGUGUAUUGAAUUCGACUAACCCUCCAAGGAGUUUGAUGUUUGAAAGUAUGGAACAUUCAGGGUCGGAGAAUGAUUCUUUACGGAGAGAUGAAUUUGAUGAUGACUUGUGGGCUAAUAGCAUGAAAAGUUGUGGGGGUAAUCCUGCUUUGUAUAGGAAAAAUUGUGGGAAAGGGGUCUUAAAAUAUACUGGAUCCAAGGUCCCUUUAGUGAAAGAAUAUGGUUUACCUUUACAUUCUGUUGCUAGGAGCCCGUCAUCCCAACAUCAUGCCAAAAAGGCCACCAUUAUCCGAUUCUCUCGUCUGCCUCCAGUUGAAGAUCGUAUUAUAAGUGCAAAAAAUAGAUCUCAUCAGCCGAGAAAAGGUGAUGGCUGGGGUAUUAGAAACAAGAAAUGGAAGAUGGGGGAGGAGUUCCAGAGUGGUGGCAUAAACAAUACUGGUUCAAAAGUUAAGCCACACAGCAGUUAUUCUCCUCAAGGGAAUGACAGGGUGGUUUCUUCCUAUUUUAGGGACAGUACGUCACAAAAGAAGAUGAAAAGGGGAUUCGUUAAUAAAGGAGGAGACUACAUGCAAAAACGGAGAGGCAUGGUUACGCUCACUGAUAGCUCCGAAACAGAAUCAGAGUCAUCGGAUCAGGAUGGUAUAGAGGAGGAUAUUAAUAAUUCGACAAGGACCUCAAGUUUUUCACGUGAUGCAUUCGCAGGUUGUCAUUCUUCUCUGGUGAAGUCAAUGCCAGAUCCUAUGGAGGCUAACUUGUAUAAAAAGCGUAAUUUUAACGAGACUAAGCAUCCAUCUAAAAUUUUCAAUGUUGGAAAGCACAAGGGUAAGAAGAGGGAUUCUCGUUACUUGGACAGCAUUCCUACCAAUAUGGUAGAGAAUGGUCAUAUGCUGCUUGACUAUGGUGAAAAGUGGCAGCCUCCAGCAAAGAGAAAAGCGAGAGAAAGAUUUGAUUGUGACCAUUAUGUCCUUCAGUCUAAUACCAUGCACAAUUAUAGCGAUGAAGAAAAUGAGUUGCACGUAACACCUAAAUUAGCAGAUGAUCAUUUCGUGGUUGAUAGAUUUGGGAAGAAAGAUCAUGAAAUGCCGAAGAUGCCGUUGUUUGGGUGCAACUCAUUGACAAAGAAUAUGAAACGGAGGGAAAGGAGAGUGAAGGUUGAUUUUGAUUCUUUGACCAAAUCAGGGACAUCUGAAUCAUUUGUUGUAGAGAGUGAAAGGGUCGACGCUGAGCUAGAAACAUCACCAAUGAAGUCUUACACUUUGAUAACACCCUCAAUUCAAACUGAUUUCUCAUUCUCAGUUAUACAUCUACUUUCGUCUGUUCGUGUGGCAAUGCUUACUCCACUAGAAGAAGAUUUCUCAGAGAUUGGCAGACAUAUGGAGAAGAGCUGUGAGAACAUGGGUGCAUGUACUCCUACACGACCUGGUAAAAGAUUGCCUUUUCUCACUGCUCAAGAAAUCAUCAACCGUGUGAGACUUAACCCUGGAGACCCUUGUAUUCUUGAAACACAAGAACCACUUCAAGAUUUAGUUAGGGGAGUGCUGAAAAUAUUUUCAUCUAGAACAGCACCAUUAGGAGCGGAAGCUUGGAAGGCGCUAGUGUCAUUUGAAAACUCUAGGAAAGUUUGGUCGUGGAUUGGUCCCAGGCGGUCGGAUUGUAACACUGUUAUAGAGGAGACAUCGUCUAUGGCUUGGGGUCUCCCACACAAGAUGCUUGUGAAAUUAGUCGAUUCCUUUGCUGAUUGGCUGAAAAAAGAGCAAGAGGCCCUUCAGAAAAUAGGCAGCCUUCCACCACCACCUUUGAUGUAUAUGAAACCCAAUGCAGACGAGAAGGAGAGGUGUAAGGACCUAGGAGCUGUUAGGAAUGUUAUCACCAUUAGCCCAAGUUCUGAAGAAGCGAAGGCACAUUUCCGUAAGGAGGAAUAUGUUAGGUAUUUAGUGCCCUACAGAGCCUUUUCAUACACAGCCGCCGAUGGUACUAAAUCUGCAGUUGCUCCUGUGAGUAGGUUUGGUGGUAAAAUGACAUCAAAAGUUCGGGAACAUUUUAUGCUUAAACCUGAUCGGCCACCAUGUUUUACAGUCCUUCGUGUUGUGAGAGAUGCAGCUUCUAGAUUGCCUGGUGGUAUUGGCACCAGGGCAGAUGUUUGUGCUUUAAUUAGAGAUUCACAGUAUAUUGUGGAACAUGUUUCUGAUUUUGAACUAAAUCAAGUUACUAGUGGAGCCCUUGACCGUCUGCAUUACGAACUCGAUCCUUGUGUUCGGUAUCGUAGUGAUAGAAAGUUGUGGGUUUAUUUACACAAAGAUCGAGAUGCAGAAGAAUUUGUGGAUGACGGUACCUCGUCUACAAAGACUUGUAAGAAACCAAGAAAACCCCUUUCAGAGGAAAGGGAACGAAGAACAAAUGAAGGAGAUGAUGGGUCUAUGUCUAUGUCGAAUUGGGUGGAAUAUAGAUAG
This is a messenger RNA of Papaver somniferum (opium poppy), 3701 nucleotides long. RefSeq lists its product as uncharacterized. Lineage: Eukaryota; Viridiplantae; Streptophyta; Magnoliopsida; Ranunculales; Papaveraceae. The transcript has a single exon. Gene Ontology annotation, cellular component: Ino80 complex. The coding region runs from base 717 to 3701 and encodes 994 amino acids. The record is from RefSeq and is a predicted model, not a curated record.